Molecule: messenger RNA, 960 nt
Organism: Pteropus alecto (black flying fox)
Lineage: Eukaryota; Metazoa; Chordata; Mammalia; Chiroptera; Pteropodidae
Product: olfactory receptor 1044
Exons: 1
Coding region: 1-960 (319 amino acids)
Biological process (GO): G protein-coupled receptor signaling pathway; sensory perception of smell
Cellular component (GO): membrane
Molecular function (GO): G protein-coupled receptor activity; olfactory receptor activity; odorant binding
Source: RefSeq, a predicted model, not a curated record
AUGGCCCAAAUCAAUUGCACCCAGGUGACAGAAUUUAUUCUCGUGGGUCUGACAGAUCGUCAAGAGUUGAAGAUGCCCCUCUUUGUGAUUUUCUUAUCUAUUUAUGUUUUCACAGUCAUAGGCAACCUGGGUUUGAUCCUAGUCAUUAGAACAGAUGCAAGACUCAAAACACCUAUGUACUUCUUCCUCAGCAACCUGGCUUUUGUCGAUUUCGGUUAUGCUUCGGUCAUUACACCCAAAAUGCUGGGAAACUUCUUGUACAAACAAAACGUCAUCUCCUUCAAUGCAUGUGCUGCUCAGUUAGGCUGUUUCCUCGCCUUCAUGACAGCUGAAUGCUUGCUUCUGGCUUCCAUGGCCUAUGAUCGGUACGUGGCCAUUUGUAACCCUCUCCUCUAUAUGGUUGUAAUGUCUCCAGGAAUCUGCAUGCAGCUUGUGGCUGCCCCCUAUAGCUAUAGCUUCCUAGUUGCCUUAUUUCAUACCAUCCUCACUUUUCGCCUCUCUUAUUGUCACUCUAACAUCAUCAAUCACUUCUAUUGUGACGACAUGCCUCUUCUCAGGCUAACUUGCUCAGACACUCACUCCAAACAGCUGUGGAUCUUUGUCUGUGCUGGUGUCAUGUUCAUUUCUUCCCUUCUGGUUGUCUUUGUCUCCUACGUGUUUAUUAUCUCCGCCAUCCUGAGGAUGCGCUCGGCUGAGGGUCGCCGCAAGACUUUCUCUACGUGCAGCUCGCACAUGGUGGCAGUCACCAUAUUCUAUGGGACUCUGAUCUUUAUGUACUUACAGCCGAGCUCUAAUCAUUCCCUUGACACAGACAAGAUGGCCUCUGUCUUCUACACAGUGAUCAUUCCCAUGCUGAAUCCCUUAAUCUACAGCCUGAGGAACAAAGAGGUGAAAGAAGCCUUGAAGAAAGUCAUCGUCAGUAGAAACCAGGCUUUCAUGUUCACGAUGUUAAGAAAGUGA